GAUUUUGCCAUGCCUGAGCCAGCUAAGUCUGCUUCUGCUCCGAAGAAGGGCUCCAAAAAGGCGGUGGCCAAGGCCCAGAAAAAGGACGGUAAGAAGCGCAAGCGCAGUCGCAAGGAGAGCUACUCCGUGUACGUGUACAAGGUGUUGAAGCAGGUUCACCCGGAUACUGGUAUUUCUUCCAAGGCCAUGGGUAUCAUGAAUUCAUUUGUCAACGACAUCUUCGAGCGCAUCGCGGGCGAGGCGUCACGUCUGGCGCAUUACAACAAACGCUCGACCAUCACGUCCAGGGAGAUCCAGACAGCCGUGCGCCUGUUGUUGCCUGGGGAGUUGGCCAAGCAUGCCGUGUCCGAGGGCACCAAGGCUGUUACGAAGUACACCAGCUCCAAAUAA
This is a messenger RNA of Lipotes vexillifer (Yangtze River dolphin), 390 nucleotides long. The record is from RefSeq and is a predicted model, not a curated record. Lineage: Eukaryota; Metazoa; Chordata; Mammalia; Artiodactyla; Lipotidae.